AUGCAGACCAAACGGUUCUUGGGCCUAAAUGGCACCAAUCUCCAGAUUGCCAUCGGUUUUCUAGCCGGCAUGGACUUCCUCCUGUUCGGCUAUGAUCAAGGUGUUACCGGCGGUUUGCUGACACUCGACUCUUUCGUUAAAUACUUUCCCGAAAUCAAUACUCUAGAGUCGUAUACCAAGGGCUGGACCGCUUCAGCAAAGAGCAACCAGUCCACCCGACAAGGUAUCACAGUCGCAGCGUACAACCUGGGAUGUUUCGCAGGCUCGAUUCCCACAAUUUGGAUCGGUAACAUGUUGGGUCGUCGCAAGGCUAUCUUUCUUGGUUCCUUUAUUAUGUGCAUCGGUGCUAUUCUUCAGUGCACAUCUUACGGUCUUGCUCAGCUUAUUGUCGGUCGAUUGGUAACUGGGUUUGGUAACGGAAUUAAUACAUCCACAGUCCCUACUUGGCAGUCUGAAUGCUGCAAGUCCCAUCGACGAGGCCAGAUGGUCAUGAUCGAGGGAGCCAUGAUCACAUGCGGUAUCACAAUCAGCUACUGGAUUAAUUUCGGCCUGAUGUUCGCAGACCCAAACGAAGUCGCCUGGCGAUUCCCGCUAGCCUUCCAGAUCUUUUUCGCCGCAAUCAUUCUAGCCUUCGUCAUGAUGCUCCCCGAGUCACCCCGUUGGCUCAUCCUUAAGGGUCGUGAGGAAGAAGCAAAAGAAGUCCUGGCAUGCCUGAUGGGCGACGAGACCGAUGAAUUGUUCAUCGACACCGAAUUCACCGCUAUCAAAGCCACGGUCCUCGAAAUGGCAACGGGGUCAUUCCGCGAUAUGUUCACCAUGGGCGAGGAUCGUCAUUUCCACCGCACAAUGCUGGCAUAUGUCAACCAGAUGUUCCAGCAAAUCUCCGGCAUCAACUUGAUCACCUACUAUAUCCCUACUCUCCUGGAACAACAGGUCGGACUGGAUGCCAUCAAAUCGCGUCUUAUCUCUGCGUGUAACGGAACGGAGUAUUUCAUCGCCUCCUGGAUAGCUGUGUUCACUGUUGAAAAAUUCGGUCGUCGAACUCUCAUGCUCUUCGGUGCUGUGGGAAUGUCGAUCUCCAUGGCUGUGCUUGCUAUUGCCGAUAGUAUUUCAUCAAGCCACAAACAGACCCCGAUAGGUGUCAAGGCCGGUGUGGCUCAGACGGUAUUUUUGUUUGUGUUCAACACCUUCUUCGCCAUCGGCUGGCUUGGAAUGACUUGGCUGUAUCCAGCCGAGAUUGUCCCACUGAAGAUUCGCGCCCCGGCCAAUGCUUUAUCGACUUCAUCCAAUUGGAUCUGGAACUUCCUAGUUGUUAUGAUUACCCCGGUUGCUUUCGAAAACAUUGGUUACAAGACCUAUGUCAUUUUCGCUGUGAUCAAUGCUGCCAUUGUGCCUGUCGUCUAUUUCUUCUUCCCCGAGACUACAAUGCGCUCGCUAGAAGAGAUGGACCGUAUAUUUCGCAAAACUACUAGCGUCUUCAAUGUGGUACCACUCGCUAACAAUGAGCCCCACAUGUAUGGUCCGAAUGGCGAACUCUUGCGUACUCUGGAUGAUGUUGAGGAUGAUGCUGUCCGUCGUGCCAGCUUCCUGAACAAGGAGAGUAAGGCUCACCAGAGCCACGCUCAACAUGCGGAACAAUAUAGCGAAGGACAGACUAGCGAGGAGAGAUAA
This is a messenger RNA of Penicillium griseofulvum, 1671 nucleotides long. RefSeq names its product sugar porter family MFS transporter. The transcript has 4 exons. Gene Ontology annotation, biological process: carbohydrate transport; transmembrane transport. The record is from RefSeq and is a predicted model, not a curated record. Gene Ontology annotation, molecular function: carbohydrate:proton symporter activity. Gene Ontology annotation, cellular component: membrane. Bases 1 to 1671 code for a protein of 556 amino acids. Lineage: Eukaryota; Fungi; Ascomycota; Eurotiomycetes; Eurotiales; Aspergillaceae.